Medicago truncatula (barrel medic) is the source of this 1360-nucleotide messenger RNA. RefSeq lists its product as uncharacterized. Lineage: Eukaryota; Viridiplantae; Streptophyta; Magnoliopsida; Fabales; Fabaceae. Gene Ontology annotation, cellular component: RNA polymerase III complex. Gene Ontology annotation, molecular function: DNA binding. The coding region runs from base 124 to 1056 and encodes 310 amino acids. The record is from RefSeq and is a predicted model, not a curated record. Gene Ontology annotation, biological process: tRNA transcription by RNA polymerase III. The transcript is spliced from 9 exons.
UAAACACCCCCAAUUUCAUUUUCCAGGUCGCGAGUUCGAAUCUCACAGUUUCCUUUUUUUUUUUCUUCAUUUUUUUUCCUUCAACUUUUACAUUUCUUCUUCAUCGUCUUCUUCAGCAAAGCCAUGGAUAAGAAAGAUCCAAACAGAAUUCCACGAAAGCUCAAGUUUACUCCAAAGGGAAAACCCAAAUCUCAAACAACGAAAAUUGAAGCUGGUGUUGAAGAUGAACAGAAGAAUUCUGAAGUUCGUGUACGUAGCUUAUUGGAGAGGGUUGGAAAACGCCAGCCUAAAGUUGCAAAACAAUCCAGUGCGCGAGAUGCAUUUCCUAGAGAUUCAUCACUUUCACUGAGAUCAUUUGGCAGUGGUAACGGUGAAAGCAGUGGCUCAGAAUCCAAAUUUUCUGCCGAUGAGAAAUAUGGUUCAACGCAUUCUUCAACUGCUAUGGACUAUCAGAGUUAUACUUCUGUGAUAGAUGUUAUGGAUGAUACCACUGAUGACGAAGACUACGUGGAACCAUGGGGUCCUGACACAAACUAUCCUACUACUCUUCCUCUAAGGAAGCCCAAUUCUGGAGAUCCAGCAAUUCUUGAUGAGAUAGAAUUUGGGGAGGCUGCUACUGAUGUGAAAUAUGAUGGUGAUAAUCUUAAUUCCGCAGAAGAACUUGGGCUCUCGGACAAAAGUGAGCAACCUCAGUUGAUUUUCUUUAAGCUUCCUACUGUUCUGCCUUGUGUCAAGCAACCAGUGAACAGUAAAGGGAAGGAGAAAAUUGGUACCUCGAAAGUAUCAGCAAAGGCGAAAAAGGCGAGUAACUUGUUGGAGCUUCCGAGUGGAUAUAUGGGCAAAAUGCAGGUGUAUAAGAGUGGAGCAGUCAAAUUAAAAAUAGGAGAAACUCUGUAUGAUGUGUCUCCAGGUACCAAAACUAUACUUGAUCAAGAUGUUGUAGCAAUUAACACUGCAAAGAAAAACUACAGUGUUGUUGGGAAGGUUACGGUUGACGCAAAGGCUGUUGUAACUCCUGAUAUUGAUGCCAUUGAUCUUGAAUCCAUUGGACUAUAAAAGACUUGAGCUAAGCACAUGAUUCGUCGCCAUUACAAGGGGAUAGUACAGAUAUCUAUGUGGCUUAUGUGAAUAUGGAUGUUUUGUGAAUACAUCUGAUUCUGACUAGAGAUAUCCUGAUGAUUGGAAGUACAAACCAGGUAGUAAAACUAGUAUGACAUUGAUGGAAUAUCAAGUGGAAAAUCGAAUUUAUUUUAAUUGCUCUGUAGGAAUAGUUAGCUUUCUUUAUGUUGAACUAAAAUCAUUGAGCAAUGUCUGAUAAUAUUUCAUUUACUUCAAUGUUUAUGGUCCUUGAAUUGUAUGC